AUGCCGUACGAGAGUUUCAAGAGUUCCCAACACGUCGCCAUUCGGGGCCUCGUGCAGGACCGGAAGACCGGUACUUGGCGGUAUUUACUGCACGUCACACGUCACAUGCAAGAGAGCGACGCAGGGAGGUUCGGUACCGACGUGCUCGCCAGUCGUUCGAAGAAGAAGGGGACCCCAAAACAAGAGACUCAAGCGGACAUGGCUACAGCUCGACCCUGUACGACCCAAGCGUACGCAAUCCGUCGCAGUUUCGACGACUUCAAGCGCCUCUACGACGCCGUGGCGCCGCUCCUGAUGCAAAGUGGCAAGGCGCCAGUGCCCAAGAUGCCAAACGACAGUCUCCUGACGUUUUUCGUCGGCGAGACGCAGACGGCACUGCAGAAAAAGCGCCUCGCACUGGAGCGGGUGCUGGCGGCUAUUGAGGCGCAUCCAGCGGCCUGUGACGCCCCCGAGUACGCCGAGUUUGUCGCCAACCUCAACUCGUACGACCAAGUGGCCAAGGCCCCGCUGUCGCCGAGCAUGAGCUCUCGAAGUAGCUAUAGUUUCAGUGAGGAGGGGACGGCCACGCCUCGAGCUUUCGGAGCAGCGGCUAGUGUCUUGCCCACGUCGAGAUCGGCCAAUGCACUUCGACGUGCGUAUUCGCAGCAGGACGAAGACGCUGUGGAGAACCGUGUGGCGUUUUCCCACUUUAUUGAAGAGACCGAGACACUCACGGACGUAUUGAGCAGAGUCGCGACGUCCGUGACGCCACGACCCACGCCACUCCAUUGCCAAACGAACGCCACGACGUUUGCCGCCUCUUGGAUCAUGCAUUCUCCAAGAGAUUUCAGCUCGGCUUCCGAUGGCAAGACCGACUCGGUCUUUAGACACUAUGUCCCAGGCCCGAAGCAUCUGCGGCCAAAUCUGCUGAGCUUGGGCGUGCUCUUCCUCGCCUCGUUUCGAUAA
Messenger RNA from Peronospora matthiolae, 945 nucleotides. NCBI's taxonomy places the organism in Eukaryota, Oomycota, Peronosporomycetes, Peronosporales, Peronosporaceae. The record is from the annotation of a GenBank genome assembly.